Messenger RNA from Elaeis guineensis (African oil palm), 1056 nucleotides. RefSeq lists its product as uncharacterized. The record is from RefSeq and is a predicted model, not a curated record. Lineage: Eukaryota; Viridiplantae; Streptophyta; Magnoliopsida; Arecales; Arecaceae. Gene Ontology annotation, molecular function: protein binding.
CCACCGCAUCAAAAAAUGGUAGCACAGAAAUUAUCCUCUCACCUCACUUUUUGUGAGCAUUCUGGAGCAGAAGUUUAUCUUCAUUAACUUCAUUGAACAAGACCAUAAAAAUUUGAAGGCACAUCAAGCCAAUUAGAAAAUUAUGAAUAAUUCGAGAAUAUUUCACUGGCUCCAGUAGCUGACUCGAAAUGGAUAUCAAUUAUUCUUGGAAUUUCAGCUUAACUUUUCACCGGACAAACCAGCUGCCCACCGAAUUGCGGCAGCCGGCAAUGACCACCCCGGCUGGAAGUCACGGUCCUUUCCUCUCCCACCUCCUCAACCCCACUCCAUCCCUCAAAUCCAAAGCCCUCUCCUUCCUCCCAGCAGCGAGCAGUAGGACUUGGAGGAGGAGGAGCCUCGUGCUUUCCCUCCCUCUCUCCAUCCUCCCCUUUACCCCUACUUCCACCGCCGCCGACGCCCCGUCCUUCGAUCCCGUCUCCGAUUCCGAGAAGACCGCCAGCGCCGCCCUCUCCGGCCGCGUCUCCGACGCCAUCCGACUCCUCGACCUCGCCCGCGACUUCCAGGCCAAGGGCGACUUCCCCCAGGCUCUCGACUACUUCUCUCUGGUUAUCAGAGAUUACAAGGACUUAGCAUUAUCGGAGUAUGCGAGAGUUGGAAGGGCAUUAGCGGUGUAUGAGAUCGGAGACAGAGAGGAAGCAAUCGCUGAGAUGGAGGAUGUCUCCAUUUCAUUGAAAGGAUACCCUGAGAUUCAUGCAGCUCUUGCCGCGGCAUUGUAUGCGGACAAGCAUGCACCGUUGCUGGCCGAGAACCAGUUCGCAAUCGCCACUCUUUUGGAUCCUCACUAUACUGAUCUUUCAUAUGUAAGAGAAACUAAGCAUUGGCCUCCAAGCUUGGUUAGUUCCUUGCGACACUUCAUCUCCCUUACUUAGGGAUUUCUUAAUUGUAUAUUUUUAAUCUACUAUGGCAGUUUGUGUUUGUAAAUGGAGCACUAUACAGACUUCCGUUGGAUUUUAUUACAGUUGAACUUUUAAUUCAUCUUGUUUACAAGUUGUAUAA